Molecule: messenger RNA, 1323 nt
Organism: Aspergillus puulaauensis
Lineage: Eukaryota; Fungi; Ascomycota; Eurotiomycetes; Eurotiales; Aspergillaceae
Product: M20 family metallo-hydrolase
Exons: 4
Coding region: 1-1323 (440 amino acids)
Molecular function (GO): hydrolase activity, acting on carbon-nitrogen (but not peptide) bonds, in linear amidines
Source: RefSeq, a predicted model, not a curated record
AUGAAGAUUAGCAAAAUGCCCAAGCUCACGCCGUCUGGGCUCAGAAUUAACCAGGCGCGGCUGUCCGAAACGAUCCACGAAACCUGCAAAUGGGGUUCUGCCCAUCGCUGGGGAGAAGGCCCCAAUGAUACCGGGAUGGCUCGUCUGACGUUAACAGACGACGAUGCAAAGGUGCGACGGUGGUUUGCCGACGAGGUCCGCAAGCUCGGAUGCUCGCUCUCCAUCGACCAGAUGGGCAACAUGUUUGCCCGGCAGAGCGGCCGUCUAAGGUCUAAUGCGCCCAUGAUCGCAAUGGGGAGUCAUCUGGAUACACAGCCCAGAGGUGGUCGCUACGAUGGCAUCCUAGGUGUGACGAGUGCUCUGGAGGUGCUGCGGACGAUGAGGGAGAACGACUUUCAGACAAACUACGAUGUUGGCAUCGUCAACUGGACCAAUGAGGAAGGCGCCCGGUUCCCCAAGUCCAUGUGUUCGUCUGGAGUCUGGGCUGGGGGCAUUCCGAUCCAGGCUGCAUGGGACCUCCGUGAUAUCCAGGACGAGAGAGUAUCACUCCGGUCGGAACUGGAGAGACACGGCUAUCUUGGUGAUAUUCCCUGCUCGCACGAGGCAUAUCCAUUGGGGGCGCACUUUGAACUGCACAUCGAGCAGGGUCCCAUCUUGCCAGAAACCAGCCGGUCUAUUGGAGUGGUGACGGGCGCCCAGGGCUAUCGCUGGCUCACAUUCACCGUCACUGGCCAAGAUGCACACACAGGGACGACACCAUUCAGUGCGCGCCGCGAUCCCCUUCUGGCUGCAUCGAAGAUGAUCGUGGCGAGCAACGAGGUGGCCAAGCGCCACGGUGCCCUCGCCUCCACGGGCAUCCUCAAGCUCCCAGAAAACUCGUCUACCAACACUGUGGCUUCAGAGGUGGCUUUCACGCUGGAUAUCCGGCAUCCAAAGGAUGACGUUGUACACGCCGUGGAAAAGGAGUGUCUGCAGACCUUCCAGCGCAUCUCGUCCGAGGAUGGAAAGGGUGUCCGCCUUGAAUGGACGAUGGACACAGACUCUCCAGCUACGCAGUUCCACCCUGACUGUAUCCAGUCUAUCAAGACUGCCGCAAAUGGGCUACUUGGGGAGGAGGGCUGGAUGGAGAUUACGAGUGGUGCCGGCCAUGACAGCGUGUAUACAAGUCGACACUGCCCGACAGCGAUGAUCUUUGUUCCUUGUCGUGACGGUGUCAGCCACCAUCCUACCGAAUAUUGCACCCCGGAAGAUUGUGCACUCGGGACUCAGGCUCUGCUGGAGAGCGUUGUAGAUUAUGACCAGCGUCUGUUCAACAAGGGAUAG